Paralichthys olivaceus (Japanese flounder) is the source of this 3323-nucleotide messenger RNA. It is a transcript of the gene mertka, whose product is annotated as c-mer proto-oncogene tyrosine kinase a. Gene Ontology annotation, molecular function: protein binding; ATP binding; transmembrane receptor protein tyrosine kinase activity. Gene Ontology annotation, biological process: cell migration; protein phosphorylation; cell surface receptor protein tyrosine kinase signaling pathway. Gene Ontology annotation, cellular component: signaling receptor complex; plasma membrane. Lineage: Eukaryota; Metazoa; Chordata; Actinopteri; Pleuronectiformes; Paralichthyidae. The record is from RefSeq and is a predicted model, not a curated record.
UCUCCGCACAGAAGCCUCUCCAGUGUGGGCCAGUGUUCAGGCUGAAUCACAGCUCAUCCGCUGGGAAUUAAAAAGACGAGGUGGACGUUUGGAAACUGUUGCGCGCCGGAGCGCAGCGCAGUGGAGAGCUCAGCUCAGCUCGGGUCAUGGCACAGAAGUCAACUCCAGGCUGGUUUGGACUUUUCCUCUCUACGUCGACCAUAGUGGCCAUUCUCGUGUGGACUCCUGCCUGCGCUCAGCAUCCAAGGAGCCGUGUUCAUCGACCAGUCAGGAACUCUGAGCCUGUUGUGAUAGCAGGCAGAGUUUCAAGGUUUUAUCUGAGCCCCGAUCAGCUCCGACAGCUGCACUUCAAACCCACCAUCCGCUCCAUCCAGCUGUCAGAGGGCCACGAGUCCAAGUUCAACUGCUCCAUCGACAUCCCCGACGCCCGGGUGGAGCCCACCAUCAUCUGGGUGAGGAACCGCCAGGAUCUGGCAGCAAAUGUUCAGGUGGUGAUCAACGAGCUCCAGACUGUCGCAGAUGGGGUUACGACUCUCCUCUCCACUGUCAGCAUCAACUAUGUGCAGAGGGCGGAUGCUGGGGAGUAUCGCUGCAGGCUGAGCAUCGGCAACACGCUGGUGGAGUCUCAGCCAAUCAUCGUGGAGGUGAAUGGUCUGCCCACAUUUAUCCAUCAGCCAGAGGACAGGAACAUUACAAGAGACACGCCUUUCACUCUGUCGUGUGAGGCGGUGGGACCCCCGGACCCUGUUCAGAUCCGCUGGCUCCGUGAUGGAUUACCUGAUAGUGACUUUCAUAACUCUCCCAGCAGCUUCUCUGUGUCAGGUGUGGACAAGUACACUCAGUUCAGCUGUGAAGCUUACAACAUGAAGGGUGUCACCACCUCCAGAGAAGCAAAUAUCAACAUUAAAGUGCUUCCCAGUCCUAUGUAUAAUGUGACCGUGUUGGAAAUGCAGUCCAAUAAGUUGCUGUUGAGCUGGAGCCCUGGUCACGAUGGUUUCUCUCCGCUCACCAAAUGCCACAUCAGGGUUAAAGAGGUGAGUCGGCGGAAGGGGGAGGUGAUGACCACCAGGUUCGUCAACGUUACUGUGCCGCCAUUCCAGUCUGAAAUCCCUGGGCUCCAGGCUUUGACGCUGUACAACAUGAGUGUGUCCUGCAGCAAUGAGGUUGGAGUGUCUCCUGUCAGCGUGUGGAUCCAGAGCAACACCACAGAGGGAGUGCCGUCAGUUUAUCCCCGAAACGUCACCAUACAACAGAACGAGUCGUGGCUGGUGAUCAGGUGGAAACCUCCGCCGGAUGACAAGAUAAAUGGCAUACUGCGUGGUUACGAUGUCAUUGUCAGACACGGCAUUCAAGAGAAAAAGAUCCACAGUUAUAGCACCACGGCCUUUGUACCUGUGCAGGAAUUCAACACAACCUACAGUGCAGAGGUGGCAGCGUGCACGCAGGCAGGGAGCGGAAUGGUCAGCCCACGAGUCUGGCUGUUUGUGCCAGAAGAGAAAUCAUCCGUGCACCCAUCCUCCAGCCCUGACACUGGGGUCCCAGACUCUGUGUACGUCGUGCUGGGAGUGGUGUGUGGCCUCUGUCUCCUGCUCAUCAUCCUCUGGGGGGUUAUCUGUGUACACAACAGGACAUCUGACUCUUGGUUUGGGCAGGUGUUUGGAGGUGGGGAAAAGCCGCAGCCUGUCGUCCAGUACAAACCCCAGAGAUCCUACAAUCGAUCAGUCAUAGAAGUCACACUUGCGAACCUUGGUGUUAGCGAUGAACUCCAGGCCAAACUUCAGGACGUGAUGGUCAUGAGGAACUUGCUCACGAUAGGGAAGGUUCUUGGAGAGGGUGAAUUUGGCUCAGUGGUGGAGGGACAUUUAAGGCAACCAGACGGAACAUCGGAAAGAGUGGCUGUGAAGACAAUGAAACUGGAUAGCUUCUCUCACAGGGAGAUUGAAGAGUUCCUGAAUGAGGCGGCCUGCAUGAAGGAUUUCAACCAUCCUAACGUCAUCAGCCUGCUCGGUGUUUGCUUGGAAGUUGUCUCAGGACAUUUUCCCAAGCCCAUGGUCAUUCUACCAUUCAUGGAAUACGGAGAUCUUCACAGCUUCCUGCUGCGCUCACGCCUGGGAGAGAGCCCAAUGUUCUUGCCCACGCAGACACUCCUGAAGUUCAUGGUUGACAUUGCUUUGGGUAUGGAGUAUCUCAGCGGACGCAACUUUCUACAUCGAGACCUGGCAGCUCGUAACUGCAUGCUGCGUGAUGACAUGACGGUGUGUGUAGCAGACUUUGGUUUAUCAAAGAAGAUCUACAGUGGAGACUAUUACAGGCAAGGCAGGAUAGCCAAGAUGCCUGUGAAAUGGAUUGCAGUGGAGAGUCUGGCAGACAGAGUCUUUACUGUAAAGAGUGAUGUGUGGGCUUUUGGCAUCACCAUGUGGGAGAUCGCUACACGAGGCAUGACUCCCUACCCCGGCAUCCCAAACCAUGAGAUAUACGAUUACCUUGUUGAAGGACACAGACUGAAACAACCAACAGACUGUUUGGACGAACUGUAUGAGAUCAUGUACAGCUGCUGGAGGGCUGAUCCGCUGGACCGACCUUUCUUCCCCCAACUGCGGGAAAUGUUGGAAAAGCUCACAGACAAGCUCCCAGAGUCUUUCAGCAGGGACGAUAUCAUCUAUAUUAACACCAGCUUUCCUGAAGAGGACCUCGAUGGGGACUCACAUCCUGCAGAGCAUCCUGUGUUCAGCUCCUCCCCUUCCUGCAGCCAUCGGGCGGCAGAAAAUUCAGUCAUCACCGUGGACGUUCAUGGGAGCGUGGAGGACGAGGAAGACGAGGGCGAUGAUCGCUACGUGGUGGUGAUCUCCUCUGAUCCUUCCCUGAGAUCUGCUGAAGUGGACACUCCUCUUCUGUCGAGUGAUGCUUUAAGUCGAGCAAACAGAGACACUGGGAUUGACCACAGCUCAAGUGACACGUCUUUCCUGCUGUAACGUUCGAUACCCAGCAGAUUAAAACUUUAAUAAAACUGUCACUUUGCUGCCUCAGCACUAAAAAUGUCGCCUCAUUACACUGGGAGAACCUCAAUGUCUCCUGGUGUGGACUUUCUGUAGUGUUGUCAUUUAAGCAGCUUCAUGCUUUAAGUGAACGGCCUGUACGUCAGUGUUAAGAAUGUUGUCCAAUAAGCUUAAGAUGCACUGAACUGUGAAAUUGUUUACUGUGCUGAAUUGUGUGUUGCUAUGUAAAUAUAGAAAUGUACAGAGCAUUUAUAAAGUGAUCUUAUACUAUAAAAAUAUAAAAGACUAAUUCCAUGACUCAUUUGAAACUUGAUGAUUAAACUGGGC